GCGAGGCCAGGUGCCGGGCGGCGGGGAGCCGCGGGAGCCGCCGGCGCCCCGCCUUCCACCCGCGCUCGCGGGCUCGGGUUACCUGCGGCCGGUGGGCGGGGCCGCCUUCCCGUCUGCGCCGGCCCCUAGCCUCCAGGGCGGCCGAGUCGGGAAGUGGGAAAGGGAGCGGGGGAGGCGGAGACUGCCGAGGCUCCAGCCCGGCCGGGCUCCGAGGCAAGGGGCUGCAUGGAGCGGCCGGCGUGGCUGUUCGGGCUGUGGGCACUGCUGCUCUGCGCCGGCGCUGCUGGGGACGCCGGGCUCACAGAAACUCAGCCGCCUGUGACAAAUUUGAGUGUCUCUGUUGAAAAUCUGUGCACAAUAAUAUGGACAUGGAAUCCUCCUGAGGGAGCCAGCCCAAAUUGUAGUCUACGAUAUUUUAGUCAUUUUGGUGACAAACAGGAUAAGAAAAUUGCUCCAGAAACUCGUCGUUCAAAAGAAGUGCCCUUAAAUGAGAAAGUCUGUCUGCAAGUGGGGUCCCAGUGUAGCACCAGUGAAAGUGAGAAGCCUAGCAUCUUGGUGGAAAAGUGUAUCUUGCCCCCUGAAGGUGAUCCUGAAUCGGCCGUGACUGAGCUGCAGUGUGUUUGGCACAACCUGAGCUACAUGAAAUGUUCUUGGCUCCCUGGAAGGAAUACUAGUCCCGAUACUAACUAUACUCUCUACUAUUGGCACAGCAGCCUAGGAAAAAUUCUUCAAUGUGAAAACAUCUAUAGAGAAGGUCAACACAUUGGUUGUUCCUUUGAUGUGACUAAAGUGAAGGAUUCUACUUCUGAACAGCAUGGUAUUCAAAUAAUGGUCAAGGAUAAUGCAGGAAAAAUUAGACCAUCUUUCAACAUAGUGCCACUAACUUCCCAUGUGAAACCUGAUCCUCCACAGAUUAAAAAUCUCUUCCUCCAAAAUGAUAACUUGUAUGUGCAAUGGGAGAAUCCACAGAAUUUUAUUAGCAGAUGCUUAACUUAUGAAGUUGAAGUCAAUAGCAGUCGAUCUGAGACACAUGACAUUUUCUAUGUUGAAGAGGCCAAAUGUUCAAAUUCAGAAUUUGAAAGAAACAUGGAGGAUACAAUUUGUUUCAUGGUCCCUGGUGUUUUUCCUGAUACUUUGAAUACAGUAAGAAUAAGAGUCAAAACAAAUAGAUUAUGCUAUGAGGAUGACAAACUCUGGAGUAAUUGGAGUCAAGCAAUGAGUAUAGGAGAGGAGCCCAAUUCUACAUUCUACAUAACCAUGUUACUCAUCAUUCCUGUCAUCGUUGCAGGUGCAAUCAUAGUCCUCCUGCUUUACCUAAAAAGGCUCAAGAUCAUUAUAUUUCCUCCAAUUCCUGAUCCUGGCAAGAUUUUUAAAGAAAUGUUUGGAGACCAGAAUGAUGAUAGUCUGCAGUGGAAGAAGUAUGACAUCUAUGAGAAGCAAACCAAAGAAGAAACUGACUCUGUAGUGCUGAUAGAAAACCUGAAGAAAGCCUCUCAGUGAUGGAGAUAAUUUAUUUUU
Ochotona princeps (American pika) is the source of this 1518-nucleotide messenger RNA. It is a transcript of the gene IL13RA1, whose product is annotated as interleukin 13 receptor subunit alpha 1. The record is from RefSeq and is a predicted model, not a curated record. The transcript is spliced from 11 exons. The coding region runs from base 226 to 1500 and encodes 424 amino acids. Lineage: Eukaryota; Metazoa; Chordata; Mammalia; Lagomorpha; Ochotonidae. Gene Ontology annotation, biological process: cytokine-mediated signaling pathway. Gene Ontology annotation, cellular component: membrane; external side of plasma membrane. Gene Ontology annotation, molecular function: cytokine receptor activity; protein binding.